AUGGCGUCAACCGAGAUCGCCAGGCAAGCGGGAGAAGGUGCUCGCGCCGUCCCUCUGUCAGGCCAUGUUGGCUUUGACAGCAUGCCUGACCAGCUGGUCAACAAGUCUGUCAACCAUGGUUUCUGCUUCAACAUCCUCUGUGUUGGGGAGACCGGUCUGGGGAAGUCCACUCUGAUGGACACCUUGUUCAACACCAAGUUUGAAGGUGAGCCCACCCAGCACAACCAGCCAGGAGUCCAGCUCAAGUCUAACACCUACGAGCUCCAGGAGAGCAACGUGCGCCUCAAACUCACUGUCGUCAACACCGUGGGAUUUGGAGACCAGAUCAAUAAAGAAGACAGCUACAAGUCCAUUGUGGAGUUUAUUGAUGCCCAGUUUGAAGCAUAUCUGCAGGAGGAGCUGAAAAUUAAGCGCACGCUACACAGCUACCAUGACACUCGCAUCCAUGCCUGCCUGUACUUCAUUGCACCCACCGGACACUCCCUCAAGUCCUUGGACUUGGUGACCAUGAAAAAACUUGACAGUAAGGUCAACAUUAUCCCAAUCAUUGCCAAAUCGGAUGCCAUCUCUAAGAGUGAACUGACCAAAUUCAAGAUCAAAAUCACCAGUGAGCUGGUCAGCAACGGAGUCCAGAUCUAUCAGUUCCCCACAGAUGAUGAGACUGUGGCCGAGAUCAACUCUACCAUGAACGGCCAUUUGCCAUUUGCUGUGGUGGGGAGCACAGAGGAAGUGAAGAUCGGGAAUAAAAUGGUGAAGGCACGGCAGUACCCCUGGGGGACGGUGCAGGUGGAGAACGAGAAUCACUGUGACUUUGUGAAACUGAGAGAAAUGCUGAUCAGAGUGAACAUGGAGGACCUGCGGGAGCAGACACACACGCGCCACUAUGAACUCUACCGUCGCUGCAAACUGGAGGAGAUGGGCUUCAAAGACACGGACCCAGACAGCAAGCCCUUCAGUCUCCAGGAGACAUAUGAGGCCAAGAGGAACGAGUUCAUGAGUGAAUUGCAGAAGAAGGAAGAGGAGAUGAGGCAGAUGUUUGUCCAGAGGGUCAAGGAGAAGGAGGCGGAACUCAAAGAGGCAGAGAAAGAGCUGCAUGAGAAGUUUGACCGUUUGAAGAAGCUCCACCAGGAUGAGAAGAAGAAGCUGGAGGACAAGAAGAAGGCCCUGGACGAUGAGCUCAACAUGUUCAAACAGAAAAAGACUGCUGCAGAGCUCCUGCAGAACCAAGCACAACAGGCAGGGGGCUCCACCACACUCAAGAGGGACAAAGAGAGGAAAAACUUCUUUUAAUCUGUCUUGGCCGCCCGAAGAGGGGGAUUGCAGCUUCAGCAAGAACAAAAGCAUCCAAUACCUCUUCCUGUCUUUCUCACUGCAUCAACCUUUUUAUUCUUCUAUCUCAUCUCCUUUGUUGAUUAUGGCCUUAUGUGGACUCACAUGGUAUUUUUGACCACCUAAUCAAGCAAAAAACCCACGCAAGUUGGAAACCCUGUACAGCUCAGUCUGCUGUAGGCUAUGUAUUAGUGUAAAUAAAGAAAUAAAUCUUGUAGGAUCAGUGUUAAAUGACAGUAAACAGGAAUCAUCAACAGAGGUUCACACAGAUACAUGAUUUAUUGCUAAAACCUUUUAUUUGAUCUUUCAAAGUUGCAAUGACCUGCACUAUGCAUUGUUUUCAUUGUUUUCAAUAGAAAGUGCAAAGGAUAUUAAUACACUGCUGAAAUGUCAAGGCUUGCUGAAUAAUAAAAAUGAACUCAUUAAGAACAGUGGCACUCUGCACCAUGAAUAAUGUGCUAGUUUAAAGGGUGAUAAUGCAGUUUUUUCUGUUUUUCUUUUCUUUAUUCUUUCUUUUCUUUUCUUUUUUCUUUUCUUUUUUUUUUUUUUUGGAUGAGCUAGUUCAGUUCGAGAUGGAAAUCUCCUGCUUCCAGGACUCUUAGAAACAUUCUUGAAUCAUCAAACCAUCUUGCACACAAAAGUAGGUAAUAGCAAAAAAUUAAGUUUGAGUCACAAUCAUGCAAAAGCCAAAGCAAUAUUUGUACCAAGCACUUUGAGUGUACAAGCUUGAAUUUCUCAUCUGAAUACCAUGGAGGUCACAUGAAAUGCCCUUUACACAUUGUGCUUUAAUAAUGCCAAUUCUGCCAAUUCUAUAUUUUGCAUGCAUCCUCUUUUGGUUUCAUAACUUUUGUGAUCUUGACUUUUGCCCCACUCCUUGUUUUGUCUCUUAAUAACUUUUGAGCUCUGUUUCCCAUGCAUUUUCUGUUUUGUUGAAUUGCUGCAUAUUAAUAAUGUAUAUUUGCUCUGUCCAAUAAAUUUAGCAUCCAUUUUGCCAAAUAUUACUAUAAGGAGUUGAGCUGAAUCCCACAUAGAAGAACUGAAUAAAUCUCAUGCAUUUAUAUAAUUUAUAAGGAUAUAUUUUGUGUAUUGAAGUGGAGACUUGUUGUUUAUGAACUAUGAUCUUUGGACGUGACUCUUGAGUGUAAAGUAAACAUUUUGGUGUCAGAAAUUGCCAAACUUUUUUCUAGCAUCUUCCAUCACCUCUUGUAGUCGAAUACUCUUCCACACUACAAAUUAUUCAGUAUCUUACUGUCGUUCAAUUCUGUUGAUGUACAUUUUCAAUAAAAACAAAAAGUUCCAAAUA
Molecule: messenger RNA, 2632 nt
Organism: Myripristis murdjan (pinecone soldierfish)
Lineage: Eukaryota; Metazoa; Chordata; Actinopteri; Holocentriformes; Holocentridae
Gene: septin6
Product: septin 6
Exons: 10
Coding region: 1-1290 (429 amino acids)
Molecular function (GO): GTP binding
Source: RefSeq, a predicted model, not a curated record